Aspergillus bombycis is the source of this 1062-nucleotide messenger RNA. Its product is annotated as SDR family NAD(P)-dependent oxidoreductase. The record is from RefSeq and is a predicted model, not a curated record. The transcript is spliced from 3 exons. NCBI's taxonomy places the organism in Eukaryota, Fungi, Ascomycota, Eurotiomycetes, Eurotiales, Aspergillaceae. Gene Ontology annotation, molecular function: oxidoreductase activity. Bases 1 to 1062 code for a protein of 353 amino acids.
AUGGAUAACGACCAACAAUUUACUCCAUUGCGUACGCUGGGUCCGCCACUGAUAUUCAGCUAUAGCGCGUUCCAGAAGCCUCUCCUAGCCUAUUCUAGAGCUCAAUUCUCUACAUCAGCAUCUAAUCUAUUUACUAUUACAUCACGCCGAAACAUGUCUGAAGCAAUCAAAAUGGAGGCCAAGGCAAGCAACGAGAACUUUAAGCUAGAUAACCUCUUUAAUGUUAAGGGGAAAGUUGCCCUUAUCACAGGAGGAGGAUCGGGCAUUGGUCUGAUGGCCACUCAAGCUCUGGCGGUCAACGGAGCCAAGGUCUACAUCACAGGCCGAACCGGCGAGAAGCUCGACCGCGUUGCAGAACUAUACAACAAGAAUAUUCAGGGCCAGAUCAUCCCUAUCACAUCUGACAUCACGGAUAAGAGCUCGGUAGACAAGCUGGUGCAAGAGAUCUCUUCGCGCGAAAAGUACCUAUCCAUAUUGAUUAACAACGCCGGCAUCAGCAGCUCGACCCAGACGACCGAGAAGGAGGAUCCUCAGGAGCUGCGUAAGGAGUUGUUCGAGAGCAGUGCGCUUGACCCCAAGGAAUGGGAUGAUGUGUACCGCACGAAUGUCACGCAUCUCUUUAUGACUACUACUGCAUUUUUGCCGUUGCUUCAGAAGGGCUCCGAGCAGGAGAAGGGCUGGUCCAGCACUGUGGUUAAUAUCUCGUCGAUUUCGGGUAUUGUCAAAGUGUCCCAGCAUCAUUUCGCUUAUAAUGCGUCGAAGGCUGCUGCUAUCCACUUGACUAAGAUGCUGGCGCAUGAGGUUGCUUCUUCUGGUCUGCGGAUUCGCGUUAAUAACAUCGCCCCGGGUGUUUUCCCCAGUGAGAUGACGGCUGGUGAGAGUGAUGAGAAGCAGAAGAGCGAAAUCCCUAAAGAGAAGUACGAGGGUAAGGUUCCUGUUGCUCGCCCUGGUAAGGAUGAGGACAUGGCCAAUGCUGUGCUCUUCUCUACCACCAACCAGUACCUCAAUGGACAGACCAUUGUGGUAGAUGGAGGAUAUGUGUUGGCGGCUGGAACCGUCUAG